ACAACUUUCUUAUUUUCAUUAUUAAUCACAACAAAAAGGUGCUCCUCUUUACAAUUUCAAUCACAAAUAAAAUAUUUAUAAUUUCUGAGGCAUAAUUAUCUCGAGCAAAUAUGCUCAAUCCUUUGUCUCCCAUAAUUUAGAAGAAGAAGAAGUUAAUCAGACCGUACUGUGUUUGAGGACAUGAUUGGGUUGAACAUUUGCUUUUCUUCUCAUAUAUAGAACGAAAAUCAAGCCGUCUUUAAUCUCUAGGACUGGGAAUCUUUUCUCUCGAGCUUUGUUGAUUGCCCAGCUUGUUUGAUGCAUCAAAAGCCCUAAACCCAUUGCAGCCAUCAUUUCAAGUGUUCUUGUGGUGUUAGAUUCUCUUAUCAGAACUUGGUCUUAAGGAUUUCAUCAAUGUCGGAGAAGAGCAAGCUUCCUUCAAGGUUUCUGUUUUGCUUAAUGACUAUUUCGACAUUCCUCUUGAUCCUUUCUUCUGUUUUCCUUCUUCAAUUUAGCCAUGGUUCUUUCAUAUCAAGAUCGGUUUUUAAGCUAAUCCUUGUCAAUGGCACCUCAGUUUACUUCAAUUCGAAUGUCAAAAGUGAACAAAUGGAAAAUCCUUUACACUCUGAUAAACCUCCACAUAUUGAUACUAACCCAACCAAAGUAAAUCGAGUGGCAUGUUCAAACUCCAAUUCUGGCAGGGAAAUGGGUUCUGGAUUAGGCAGAGGAAGACCCUGUGACUCGAAUGAUGCCGUCCUAAAGGUAUAUAUGUAUGACUUGCCGCCUCAAUUUCACUUUGGGUUACUGGGUUGGAAAGGAAGGGAAAAUCAAACAUGGCCCAGUAUCAAUAACCCCAAUCACGUCCCACCAUAUGCUGAUGGGUUGAAUUUACAGCAUAGCAUGGAGUAUUGGCUCACACUUGAUCUUCUGUCAUCAAACUCACCAAAAGUGAUCAGAUCCUGCAGUGCGAUUAGAGUGAAAAAUUCUAGUGAUGCAGAUAUUGUAUUUGUGCCAUUCUUCUCAUCCCUGAGUUACAACAGGCAUUCAAAGCUCCAGGGAAAUGCGAAAGUCAGUGUUAACAAGAUGUUGCAGAACAAAUUGUUGCAGUUUCUGAUUGGCCAGGAUGAGUGGAAGAGAUAUGGAGGGAAGGAUCAUUUAAUUGUAGCUCAUCAUCCAAAUUGCAUGUUAGAUGCAAGAAAGAAGUUGGGUUCUGCUAUGCUGUUACUUGCCGAUUUUGGAAGAUACCCAAUGGAAAUCGCAAAUCUUGAGAAGGAUACUAUUGCUCCAUACUAUCAUGUAGUUAGGACCAUUCCCAGUGUUGAAUCAGCGUCAUAUGACAAACGUUCUAUAUUGGUAUAUUUCCAGGGAGCGAUAUAUAGAAAAGACGGAGGAGUUAUUCGCCAAGAAUUAUAUUACCUUCUGAAAGAUGAGAAAGAUGUACAUUUUACAUUUGGAACAGCGCAAGGGAAUGGCGUCAAUGUUGCAGGCCUCGGAAUGGCCUCGUCCAAAUUUUGCCUGAAUAUCGCUGGUGAUACUCCCUCUUCAAAUCGCCUAUUUGAUGCCAUUGUGAGUCACUGUGUUCCUGUAAUAAUAAGCGAUGAUAUAGAGCUCCCGUUUGAAGAUGUGUUAGACUAUUCGGAAUUCUGUGUUUUUGUUAAUUCGUCUGAUGCUGUUAAAAAAGGAUACCUCCUAAAUUUCCUUAGGGGAAUUGAGAAAGAUCAGUGGACCAUGAUGUGGGAUAGAUUGAAGGAAAUAGUGCAUCACUUUGAAUAUCAGUAUCCAUCCCAGCCUGAUGAUGCUGUUGAUAUGAUCUGGAAGGCAGUCUCACGAAAGAUAUCGUCCCAACGAUUCGAAAUUUUCAGACAGAAUAGAUACCACAGAUCCCAGCUCCUGUUAACGAGUAAUUGAAGUGACACAUGAUGACUUGCAAGAUACAAAUUUUCUUUGACUUGCAAUGACUGGAGAUUGAUCAAACGUUUGACUGGAGUCCUCAUUGUUCAAGGAAGACAGAAGCCUACUUUUAUGAAAGAUCUGUAAGGAUUUUUGUUCCCCUUUUGUUCAUAUCAAUUGCAAUGCUGUUUUCACUUGUAAAACUUUUCUUUUUUUGUUAUGGAUUUUCAGUUACAUUUCUUAGUUUCUGAUUAAAAACUGUGAUUCUGAUUUCUUAGGA
Molecule: messenger RNA, 2149 nt
Organism: Tripterygium wilfordii
Lineage: Eukaryota; Viridiplantae; Streptophyta; Magnoliopsida; Celastrales; Celastraceae
Product: probable arabinosyltransferase ARAD1
Exons: 4
Coding region: 394-1887 (497 amino acids)
Molecular function (GO): glycosyltransferase activity
Source: RefSeq, a predicted model, not a curated record